AUGGAAACUUCGAUUUCUCUUCAAGAAUUACAAAAGCACAACAAAGUCGACGAUGCUUGGAUAGUAAUCAGUGGAAAGGUAUUACUUCUGAAGGUUUUGUUGACGAUAAAUCUCUUUAAUUGUAAGAUGCUUAUCUUUGCUUACGGUAGGUCGAAACAAUCAAACUGCAUGCCGGUGAGCUUCAGUAAAAGACAAAUAAAUGUCUUAACGGUGCCAGAGUGGGGAUUUUUUGUCUGAUUAGCGAUCGAGGCCUACAAUAGUGCACACAGUAUGCUGUUCUUUAUGCAAGGGAACAAUCAAGAGCCUUUUUUGAAACGUCAGAUCGCAGCAUAGUCUUCCUCUCAAAGACAAGACGGGUCUUCCUCCCAGCCGUUUUUUAGUGACGUCACGCAACGCUACCCCCCACCUAACAAGCGUUGCGUGAUGACACUACUAAUCGUGGGAAAAUAGACCUUUUCAAGGUUAACACCGCCAUUUUGCCGGGGGUGCAAAACUACUGGGGCGAGCGCGCGGCCGAGCAUGAAAUGCAAAUGGCGACACGGCUGAAUAAUCUGUUAACAUGCCAAAACACGCUCGUUGUGCGGUAGGUUUUUGCGAUAAUGAUAAAAGAUAUCCUGACCUUGCUUUUGUCAGAUCACAUGUGGAGAAUUUAGUAUAUCACAAGUGGCCAACCGACCCUAAACUUGCCGAAAUAUGGCAAAAACAAGUGGCGAAGACUCGAAGUGAUUCCUUCAAUCCUUCCCCUGGUGCUAGUGGGACUUUCGUGUGUUCAAAUCAUUUCCCAUGUGGACGAAGAACUCCUGAAAACCCUAAAACGGAUUUUCCGUCUAUUUUUAUGACUGUUUCGGAUUACCUGCAGAAAAAAUCACCCAAGAAAAGGAAAGCGAACAAGUUACAAGAAGCUGGUUCUGCAAGAAGCCUGUUCCCUAGCUCCAAGGAGUCAAAGCAGGAUCCUGAGGAGAGUGAUAGUGAUGAUGAGGAAAUGGAAGCAGAUGCAGAUUACUCCGUUUCAGUUCCAAUGCAAUUCGAACAGUUGAAAAGAGAAAUGGAAGUAAAAGUCUACACAGGUCUGCCAUCACCGAAAGCAUUCGAGUUCUUGUUCGAUUAUUUGAGCCCAAAGGCUCGGUUUAUGCAAUAUUGGAGGGGUGGAAAACAAACAAGAAAAGAAUCGUGUCAACCUCCCUCUCCUUUUGAGUUAGCAACUGGCUAUCUCAAAGGAAGACCUGGGCCAGAGAGGAAGCUUCGACUUGAACAGGAGUUUUUACUGACUCUUAUGAAACUAAGACUAGCUCUUCUAACUUUUGAUUUGGGGUUCAGGUUCCAAGUGUCAGCUUCCACUGUCAGUAGUGUUUUUAUAACUUGGGUUAAGCUCAUGUCCAAGGAACUCUCCGUUUUAAUUGUGUGGCCUAGUCGACAACAGAUCAAGAAAACCCUCCCAUACUGUUUUAAAAAGCUUUAUCCCAAAGUAAGAUGUGUAAUUGACUGUUUUGAGUGCUUCACAGAAACUCCAAGUGGACUUGACCUGGCAGCAACACUAUGGAGUGAGUACAAGCACCACUACACUUUCAAAGUCCUUGUUGCCAUCACCCCAAAUGGAGCAAUUUCAUAUGUUUCACCAUGUUAUGGAGGCAGGGCAUCUGAUAUUUUUAUUGUAAGGAAUAGUGGGUUUUUAAAAAUGAUUGAGCCUUACGAUGAAGUCAUGGCAGACAGAGGUUUUAAAAUCCGAGAGGACUUGAUGAUGCACAUGGCAACAUUAUGCAUUCCACCUAGUUGUGCAUCAUCUAUGCAAAUGCUACCACGUGAUGUCAGAGAGACAUCAAACAUUGCGAAUGUCAGAAUUUAUGUUGAACAAGCUAUUGGACGGCUCAAAGUUUUUCUUAUUCUGAAAAAUGAACUGCCUAUUAUCCUGCUUCCCCCUGGCUGAUGAUAUUGUUCGUGUCUGCUGUGCAUUGUGCAAUUUGCUUCCACCACUCUGUGUUUGAUAUUUUUAUUUACAAAUAUGCCAAGGUGACCACAUAUUCAGUUUAGAGACUGGGGCAGGUUCAUUUGAGAACUGUUAACAUGUCAAUGAAAUGUGAAACUACUACUACACUGUACAUAGAUGACAUCGUUGUGUAUUUUAGGGCAUAAGAGCAAUACCUUGCAUUUUCUAUUUCAGAAUGAACAGUCCCCACAAAAGCUAUCUAAUGAACUUGGCUUUCUUUGAAUGGAGGUCCUUCCAUGAGUGAAUGAAAUGUUACUUUUUGUACAAAACAAUUUUGUUUAAAUUAUCAUGAAAUACCGGUAUAUUUCCAAAUCAAGUUGUAUUUACAUAAUGUUAAAUUGAUUAAGGAAUUGAAAUUUGCUAUUAGAAAUGUGCGUAAUUAACCGUAGCAACAGGAAUGUUCAUAAAACAUUUUCAUAACAUUUCAUAAAAAAUGCAUCAACAAAACAAUACUAAACAAUAAGUGGCUAUAAAAAAUAUAUAGAAAUGUGUAAAUAACUCUGACUUUUCUCCAUGUCUAACUUAGUAGAAAUGAAAAUGCAUCCAACAUUCUUAAAUUGUUUCUACAUGUAGAAAAAUAUUACAUGAUGUAAUUAAAACAUUUUGUAAGUUAUACAUGUACUUCUUGGACUGGUGUAUUAAAGUUCUUAACACCUUGUGAAUCUAUGAUUUUGUCGAUUUGAUGUUUGGGAUUAGUUACAGCUGUAUGUGACCAUGUGGUGAAACUUCUCCUUGUGAACAGUAAUUAAAAUUCAAUGUACAGUACAUGUAUUAAUCUGAAAUGCAGUAAUUACAAAUUAGGUCUGCAGAACUUGUUAUGUCCUCAUGGCUACUGCACCAAGCAUGGAAAGCUUUUUUACAGACUGUGCAAACAUGUUCUCCAUUCACAGGGAUACUCUUAAGACAACAAACUGGGCAGACAUGAUUUACAGUGUUUGAGUUAUCAGUUUGUUCUUCUUCCUCAGGUAAGUUCAAGUCAAGUUCAUCAUCCCCAGCAUCAUGCAUGUUUGCUGCAUCAGCCAGGCAGCUCUGGCAAAUCCAAGAGUCGAGUGCAUCUGCAGAAUUCACACUGAGUUCAGCACAUGGCAAAUGCCACCAAGUGCUGCAGCGGUCACAGCAUACACUGUUUUCGUUUGCAGAAUCACUUAUUUCAUCACUCUCCAAAAUAACCUUGUCACACUUGGGGCACUCAAAAAUGUCCCUGUAUCCUAACAGGCAAGGUAACACAAAAGAUUUGUAAAAGAGGGUGAUAUUGUUCACAACUUUCAGACAAAAUUCCAAGUCAAGUUCUACUCGUUCAUACAAUGGUUGGCCGCCCAGAGUCCAAACAAUAAAGAAGCCAUGAUUGGCACCACAAACCCACAUCUGAGCUUGCAUUUGGGUGUAAUAUUUGUGCGAGCGUUUCAAGCGGGGCUUUCCAUUAAAAUCUUCAAGAAAUUCCACACGGUCAAAUGUCUUUUUUUCAUGAAUAUUUUCAUUUCUCACACUGUAGGGACAUUUUGCUUCCAGUGUUGCCAGACCACAACAAUGGCAAAAAAACAGGCCGUCCGGGGAACCCGCAAGGAAGGGGUAAUCGGGUUUGAUGAACAAUCCACACUGUCUAAAGCCCUGUAGGCCACCAUCAUGUUGAGAGGCCACAUCUGACAUGAAUGAUUUUAUGGCAUCCUUUUCAUGGGCAUUCCCCCACUUUAUCUGUGGCAUAUGUGAGACAUCAUCACUUUUAUUCAACAGGCUUGACACCAUUGAACUGUAAAUGGGUUUUUUGUCAUUGUCACUUUUUCUGUUGAUGAUUGUUUGAGCCUUGGUGUGAAAUUUGUGAAAAUUUGACGCAGUCACUCUCCCAACUCUUUGUUGAUGCCAAGAGUCAUUGUUACUCUGGCCACGAGUUUCAGUUUCCACCCUUUUCACUUGGUCACUCGUCAUCUGACAUUCUUUUAAAAAGAGUGGAGCGGUAUGUUCCAAUGGUUUUCCUUUCAUUUCUUGGGAUGACAUGAAGCUAAGGGCUCUCUGAGGAAGAGGUUCGGGUAGGCCGUCAUCUUUAGUGUGCUCGAUAGAGUGAAGUAAACAAGCAGAUGGGACAUUCUCAAUUACUCCAUUGAUAAGAGCUGACACCCUUUCAUUGGUCAGCUGCCUAUCCUGGGGCUUUCGUGGGUCAAAGUUGUUCUUUAAAGUUAAAUUGGCUGCCUGUUCUUUGGGACUGUCCUCCCGAGUCUUUUUUGUCUUUACGAAAGACAAGGUUUUUUUUAUUUGAGUUGGAGCUACAUCCUUUCUAGUUCCUUUGUUCCAUCCUUGUGGAACGCUUGUACAUGCAGGAGAUAUGUAAGCUUUCUUGUGUACAAAAUUUACUUUAUAUAGCAAAGCUAUAACAUGAUUGCAAACUUCACCAGUACCUGCUGUACAUGUACACCAAGAGGUUAAGAUUUUGCAUUCACUUUUGUGCCCUCUAAACAAACCCAGACCUUAUGCGGGUCAUAACGAAUUUUUUUGUGACGGGGAUACAGAGCCUUUCAAGAACACAUGCUUGCUGUUAAUUGGGCAUUUAGCAAAAGAACACUGUGUCUACAAAGCCACUCAUCCAAUAAGAAUAGGCCUUCUGAGCCUUGUAUUUUCCAAUAUAGUCGACAUCUACGGCUUUAGUCCUCAAAAUAUAACUGAACAAUUUGCCAUCAUCGACCUCUGGCCAUUCCUUUACGUCGUCAAUCCAAGCGUCACUCGGUAACAUGUUUGGAUCACUCUUAAUUUCAUUUUUAGUCAGCCUCCUUGAAUAUUCGUCUUUUAUCUGCUGAUGAAUUUGCUCCUGGGAAAACUUCACAGGCACAUUGAGUUCGUAGGCUCCAAACGCUCUAGCGAUCAGCUCAGACUUUCUGCCCGUUUGCUUGAGUCCCCGUAGCGAAAGAAAAUCCUUUAACGAGGAAACAGUCCAACCGAGGAAGUCGUCGUAUUCAAGAAUUUCCUCUGCUUGUCGAGGCAUCACAAAUAAUUUUGUGGCCGCUCUACCGGAGUGGUAGCGGCAGAAAUAGAAAAGGAUUUCAAACUAACAGUUUCAGUACACGUGUUUUGAUCCUAGAUUAAGAUAUUUCGAUAUUUCUUCGCAGGUAAUUGCAACUCGAUGAGUCAGCCAUUUGCAUUAUAUUGUUUGGCCGCGCGCUCGCCCCAGUAGUUUUGCACCCCCUGCAAAAUGGCGGUGUUAACCUUGUAAAGGUCUAUUCAAAUUAACCCCUGAGGGAGACCAAUGUGGGCAACUCUUGCCUAAUUACAUAGAGAAGUUGCCUGCGUCGCAGACGCUCUAAACCUUCUGUAUAUACGGACUAUACAAAUGGUUUAGUCGAGUGCGUGGGCCGGCUGCAAUGCAGGCUAAUAGAGAAGCUGCUCACAAUGAUUUGAACAACUCUACACAACAAAUUUUUUUAGCUUAUCGUUACUACAAUAUUAAAAUGGUACUCAAAAAAGGCCCAAGGAUUCAAAAAGUAUGGUAUUAUUUUUCCCACAUUAUUACAGCAAUAGUAAUUAGCUUUUACAAUCUUCAGGAGUUUUUAGUCAUCUUCAGUAACUUUUGGAAGUUGCCAGAACUUCUUUUGCAUUAUUUAGGAGUCAUCUGAACAUUCUUAUGGAUACAAAAAAACUUACUCAGCAAAAGAUUGCAGAUAGAUAAUUUCCAAACACUGUGCAAUUAUAAGUAAAAUAUUGUUUGAGUGAGACCUGUAACUGCUGUAAUUAAAAAUAUAAAUAAUCCCAGCUUUCGCUGAUCAACCACAUCAUCAGUAGCCUGCGAAAACAUCCGUUUCUCCUCGCUCUUCGCCGCUGGGGACGUUUCGCGGGGAGGAAUGUCUGCGACUCAGCGACAGAAAUUCCAUACUGAUGACGUAAAAUCUGUCCGGAAUCCGGUCAGAAGCGCUGAUUGGUCGACGGAGUAGUUACAUUGUUUUAGCCAUUGUUUACGAAUGACAGACAAAAGACAAAAGGCCACAAAGGUCAAAUGUAAACGCGAAGAAUCUCUGACAAACAGUCUAUAUUUGUGGAAUAUAGUCUUCUCUAGAAGAAGCAUUUGAGUCUUGCUAAGCUCGUUGGCAGAUGAACACAACACUUCACCAAAAUCGACCAGAAGACAAGCAAAAUUGGACAAAUUUAUGUUUGGAACCUCAUGACUAACCGGAUUCAUUAUGUAAACAUUGAUUUGCGUCAUCAGUAUGGAAUUUCUGUCUCUGAGUCGCAGACGUUCCUCCCCGCGAAACGUCCCCAGCGGCGAAGAGCGAGGAGAAACGGAUGUUUUCGCAGGCUACAUCAUCAGGGAUGAGAAAAUAUUCUGCAUAGAGCUAUAUGUAUAAAAAGUUGGUGUAAAGUAAAAUGCAUGAAAAGCAUGAGAAUGAGGCAAAGUAUCAGAGGCAUAAACAGAAAAAUUUGAAAUAAUCUAAUGAGCAAGUGUCACAGUCUCUCAAAUGUAAGAAGAUAGUCUCUAAAACUAUUAAGGUUGCUUGACAUAUGUGUUAUUGACCAAGCAUGAGGUCAAGAUGGCUGGAUAUCAGCGAAGUUCUUUUUUGCAUUUUUGUCGAGGUCUAUAUAAAUGCAGAAAGGAAUGACGUCAACAUUUAGCCAUCUUGACCGAACAAGCUUGCCAAUCAGAAUGCAGGAUUCCCUUCAUCUUUCCUGCUCGUUGAUUCAGCCAUAUAACAAUGUGACAUAUUGCGUUAUCAGGUGUAUGAUGUGUCGGAUUAUGUGACCACUCAUCCUGGACAGGAAGCCAUUCUCAAAAAUGUUGGUGGAGACUCAACACAGGGGUUUACACAACAACCUGCACAUAGAGUUGUAAAAAACUAUAUUUCAUCUGUGCUGGAAAAGUUUUAUGUCGGUGACUUAACACCAACAGAUGUAAAAUAUGGUGGACCAACUUAG
Messenger RNA from Porites lobata, 6874 nucleotides. Lineage: Eukaryota; Metazoa; Cnidaria; Anthozoa; Scleractinia; Poritidae. The record is from the annotation of a GenBank genome assembly.